Messenger RNA from Rotaria sp. Silwood1, 1308 nucleotides. The record is from the annotation of a GenBank genome assembly. Lineage: Eukaryota; Metazoa; Rotifera; Eurotatoria; Philodinida; Philodinidae.
AUGUUACGUAUUGUUCGAGCAUCAAUCGAUCUAUAUUCUGGUGCAGCAAGUUCAGAACAAUUACCUCCAACAACAACAACAUCUGUUCAAUCAAUAUCUCCAACAACUAAACCAAUUAUAUCGACUAGUCUAAGUUCAUUCGGUUCAAAACCAAUACUUGGUAGUAAUGCACUUAAUAUAACACUUCCUACAUCAUCGACUACUCCAUUUGGUAUUACUACAGUAACAACAACAAAUAACGGAUUAUUAUUUGGUAAUGUUUCUAUUACAACUACAUCUGCUCCUAGUUCAUUGAUUACAACAACAGCAACAUCCGCAACUCCUACUCCAUUUGGUAUGGGAUUUGGUGCUCCUACAACUACAACAACAUCAGCUUCUACUCCAUUUGGUACCGAAUUCGGUACUCCUACUACAACAACAACUGCGGCAACAUCAGUUUCUACUCCAUUUGGUACUGAAUUCGGCACACCUACGACUCCAGCUCCAGGAACAUCAGCAUUCAGUACUGGUCUAUUUGCUACUGCAACAACUUCAGCUUCUACUCCACUUGGUAUUAGCUUGGGCUUUCCUACUAUUACAACUGCAACAACAUCAGCAUCGGGCACUGGUAUAUUUGGUGCUCCAGCAACAUUAACAUCAACUCCUAAUCUAUUUGGCAGCGGCUUCAAUACUUCUACUGCAACAACAUCAGCACCUAGUACUAGUCUAUUUGGUAGUGCAUCAACAACAUCACCUUUUAGUCCAUUUGGUAGUGGAUUCAGUGCUGCUUUAACAAGUACGGCUCCUAGUACUAGUACAUUUGGUAGUACAACAACAGCAUCCCCAUUCGGUGGUGGAAUUGGUGCUAGCUCGACAGCAUCUCCAGGUGCAACAUUUGGUGGCUUUGGUUCUCCUUCAACAGCAUCAGCAUCGGAUACGAGUGUAUUUGGUAGUAGUGGUUUUUCAUUUACUUCAACUGCUAAAUCAACAGCUGGUACUUCAUUAUUUGGUAGUAGUAGUAGUAGUACACCUGCAUUUGGUAGUAGUUUUUCUGGUUAUGGCACGCAAGCAAAUGUGUCUGGAUCGUCGACUGGUUUUUCAUUUGGUGGAUUUGGUGGUGCUCAACCUGCAGAAACAACAACACCGACAACAACACAAUCAGGUUUUGGUUCUUUUGAAUCACCACCUCCUACAUCAUCACCAUUUGGUGGCUCAAUGUUUGGAGAAACACCUGGACAAACAACUGGUUUUGGUACAGCAACAUCAUCAUUUGGAGCUACGUCAACACAAUCAGCAACCUCACCUUCAUUUACAACUUAUCGUAAAUAA